Molecule: messenger RNA, 1317 nt
Organism: Paracoccidioides brasiliensis Pb18
Product: homocitrate synthase, mitochondrial
Exons: 4
Coding region: 1-1317 (438 amino acids)
Cellular component (GO): mitochondrion
Molecular function (GO): homocitrate synthase activity
Source: RefSeq, a predicted model, not a curated record
AUGGGUGCUUGUUUGGAGAAGAGCCCACACGGAACACGAAAUCCCUAUGGCCAUAAUGCAGGCGUAACAGACUUCGUGAGCAAUGUGUCAAGAUUCAAGAUCAUUGAGAGCACCCUGCGUGAGGGCGAGCAGUUUGCCAAUGCCUUUUUUGACACGGAGAAGAAGAUUGAAAUCGCGAAGGCCUUGGAUGAAUUUGGAGUAGAUUAUAUUGAACUUACUAGCCCAUGUGCUUCAGAGCAAUCAAGGAAGGAUUGCGAAGCUAUAUGCAAGCUUGGAUUGAAGGCCAAGAUUCUUACACAUAUCCGAUGCCAUAUGGAUGAUGCGCGGAUAGCUGUUGAGACUGGUGUUGAUGGAGUUGACGUUGUUAUUGGUACCUCUUCGUAUCUCCGCGAGCACUCCCACGGAAAGGAUAUGACCUACAUCAAAAACACAGCAAUUGAAGUCAUCCAAUUCGUCAAGUCCAAGGGCAUCGAAGUCAGAUUCUCUAGCGAAGACUCCUUCCGAUCCGAUCUGGUCGACCUCCUUUCCAUAUACACUGCGGUGGAUGAAAUUGGUGUCAACCGUGUUGGUAUCGCAGAUACCGUUGGCUGCGCUUCACCACGGCAAGUCUACGACCUUGUCCGCGUCCUCCGCGGCAUAGUCAAGUGUGACAUUGAAAUUCAUCUCCACAACGACACAGGCUGCGCCAUCGCCAACGCCUAUUGCGCUCUCGAAGCUGGCGCAACGCACAUUGACACCUCCGUUCUUGGCAUUGGUGAGCGCAACGGCAUCACCCCCCUAGGCGGCCUGAUGGCCCGCAUGAUAGCCGCGGACCGCAACUACGUCAAGAGCAAGUACAAGCUCGAGAAGAUCAAGGACCUCGAAGACCUCGUCGCCGAAGCCGUGCAGGUCAACAUUCCCUUCAACAACUACAUCACGGGCUUCUGCGCCUUCACGCACAAGGCAGGUAUCCACGCCAAGGCCAUUCUCAACAACCCUAGCACGUACGAGAUCAUCAACCCGGCCGAUUUCGGCAUGACCCGCUACGUCCACUUCGCCUCUCGAUUGACUGGGUGGAAUGCCAUCAAGUCCCGCGCGCAGCAACUUAAUAUCGAAAUGACUGAUGCAGAGUACAAGGAGUGCACGGCCAAGAUUAAGCAGCUGGCUGAUAUCAGGCCCAUUGCUAUUGACGAUGCGGAUAGCAUUAUCCGUGCAUAUCAUCGGAUUCUCAAGUUUGGUGAGCAUGUGCCGUUGUUAGAUUUGACAGCUGAGGAGAAGGAGCGGUUAGCAGUGAAGGAGAAGGAGAUGGCGGGUAAGGAGGCUGAAGUUAUCGGAUAG